Molecule: messenger RNA, 3890 nt
Organism: Notothenia coriiceps (black rockcod)
Lineage: Eukaryota; Metazoa; Chordata; Actinopteri; Perciformes; Nototheniidae
Gene: abhd14b
Product: abhydrolase domain containing 14B
Exons: 4
Coding region: 70-705 (211 amino acids)
Biological process (GO): positive regulation of transcription by RNA polymerase II
Cellular component (GO): cytoplasm
Molecular function (GO): hydrolase activity
Source: RefSeq, a predicted model, not a curated record
CACACUAUAAUAAUACCAGCCUACCAAGUUGAGGUGAACCGAUGGUUUUCUGCUGCUUUUCUCUUCAGGAUGUCAGCUGUGAGGAUGACAGAGGGGAGUGUGCAGGUGGAGAGCUGCAAAGCGCCGCUCUUCUACAGACAGAGUGAACCUGCCGCAGGGGAAGGGAGGAUGUCAGUUUUACUCCUUCACGGCAUCCGUUUCUCUUCAGAGAACUGGCUCAACAUCGGCACUCUGGAGACUCUGGCCAGAGCAGGCUGCCGCGCUAUCGCCAUCGACCUGCCAGGACUGGGCCGCUCUAAGUCAGCCGAGGCCCCGGCAGCGGUUGGAGAAUUGGCCCCUGCAGGGUUCCUGAGAGAGGUGUGUGAGCAGCUGAGCCUCAGCCCGGCGGUGGUGAUCAGCCCUUCGCUCAGCGGGAUGUAUUCCCUGCCUUUCCUCAUGCAGCACCAGGCUCUGGUCCGAGCCUACGUCCCCGUGGCUCCCAUCUGCACCGACAAAUUCACAGCAGAGCAGUACCAGAGUGUAAAGGUCCCAUCACUGAUCGUUUACGGGGACCAGGACGCUCAGCUUGGAGAAGUGUCUCUAAGCAACCUGAGGAACCUAGCCAAUCACAGCGUGGUGGUGAUGAAAGGGGCGGGUCACCCCUGUUACCUGGACGACCCGGACACUUGGCACAAAGCUCUCACCGACUUCCUGAAGACGCUGUGAACCCCUCGAAUUAAUCAGAAAUCUUCAUCUGUACAAAAGAAUGGAGCGACAUGGACCGGUGCCCAGAAAAGAAGGAGCUAAAUCAUCCACACACACCAACAUUCACACUCACACACGUACAACAAAAUUCAAUACAUUUUUUACUUCAGAUCUCAAACUUAUCAACAGUGCUGUAUUCCUAUAUUUUUUAUAACUUCACUUAAAAUUUGACUGAUUUAACUCUUUUUUUACUCUAAAUGUUGCUGUAAUUUUUUUUACACACUUGUCAAACAUGGUCACAUAGCACCAGACUACAGACUACAGACUACAGAAUCACAUACACACUGUGUCUUUCCCACAGAGACGCACCAACACAGAUGCAGCGAGGGUCGGGAGGGGGGCAAGAGGCUUUAUGAAAACCAUCCCCUACUUAAUUUAGGGUUGAGUCCUAAAGCAGACCCCCUCCCUUUCAUCAUCCCCAAGCUGGUCCAAUUUUAUAUUUUUAUUUUAUAUUUUGGCAAAAGUAAAUUUGUCAAACCACAGAAAUCAGUCGCGUGUUCCCUUCAGAAGACGUUUCCCUCGUUGGGAUGCACACACAGACAUCACUACAGGAUUCCUCUCUGACCUUCAGUCCGACGGCUGCUCUGUGGAGACCCACUCCCUGAGCUUGCCUCUGACAUUUCACCCGCUCUCAAAAAAACACACCUGUGAAGUGACGUCCUUGGCUUACUUCUGCCUGGUGCUUGACAUCUCCCAGCUGGGCAUGAAUAAGUGUCAUCAUUACAUGUUUGCUCGUAGGUGUGUUGUGCAUAAUGUCUUGGUGCAGGUGCAAAAAAACUGUAGGCCUACAUAUUCAGAUUAUGUGUGAGGACUGUAAGCGUACAAGGGCCAGGAAAAGAGAGGAAGUUGCAGGGGGUACAUUUCCACAGGCACGUGUAGCGCUCAUUUACAGACAGUGGAAAUACAGACAGGAUUCAAUGGCACAGGACAGAGACAAACAAAUGCCAGAAAAGUUAAACUGCAUCCGGUUAUCAACACUGCCAAAUUGAAAAUACAAUAACUUUUUAACAGUCUCUUGUUUAGUUAUUUUUAGAUUCGUUUUUGGAGCCGAGCUGCAGUUUCUCUGCCAGCAGGUUUGUCACAUCAAAUAGUACCAACAACUGUACAGAGUGUGUGGUUAAGUUCAAAUUGUGAAUCGUCCCACCUGAGCAAUACAGUGAGGAUUGGGUGGGUGUGAACAUCGAAGGUCGGAGGCUUUUUGAAAUGGAAAACUCCCACCUGGCUUUCAAGCAUUUAAUAAAAAAACAGGCAUCAAUCAAUAACGAAUCAUCAAAGACGCGAUAAUACAAAAUAAGAGCUCACUAUACUUACUGCAGAACACCAAGAAAACCCGGGGAGUGAAUAUUUUGGAGGAUCUUUUUGUGUGAGUGUACAUGAGGGAGGGAAACGUAUCAGAGCUCUGUACUGUGUAACACUAAGGCAUUUUGAGAGGCUUUGUUAGCUAUGUUGCAUUUGAAGCAGAAACACUGAUGAACUACACAUUCUUUCAGACACCUCGGCUCCCUCAGAUUAACAUUUAGGCAGAGUAAUGGUUAAAGAUGAAUUAUUUUAGUUUAAGUAAAAUCCUUUUUUUUUCUCCCCCACCACAACAACAUUGGAUUUAUGUUGCAACACAGGAUCAGGAAAAAAACAAACAUGUUAUGCUACCACAACUGUCACCCCUCACACACUCCACAACUCAUUUAUAAUGACAUUCCCUUUGAGGGUUUUAACGAAAACAAACACAUCCACACACGAUUCAGGCAGAACGAUAGCAGUCAGGUGGCCCUAAGAACGCUCUAUGGCCAGUAAAGUCGCUGUAUACUGAUAGUGUAUCAUAGCUCUAAACACGGCUUGGUAAAGGAACGGUAUAGUAACUCUAUAUGAUGGCAGUCAGGGGGCCGAGAGGGCAAAUACAUUAAGCUGGAGCCAGUCAGUGUGAUGGCUCUGUGUAAAGCUUUUUCUAUAGCCAACAGAUUCAGUCUCACAUCCAAAGCCUCACACGUGGCUGCUCUAUAAAGGUACUAUACAGUAGCUCUACUCGUAUACAGCCCAUGUGGUCCAAAAACAAAGUGCAUCAAGGCGCUAUGAAACAGAGCGGCUCCUAAACAUCGUAAUGAUCAAAUGAUUUACUGCCACGGAUUACAACCAGACUACUACUUUAUGUGAUCGCCAUAUUUAGUUGCCUUUUUCUGCACUUUAGUUGGAAAUGUUGAUAAGCCCCUAUCCCCCAGCAGCGAAUGGUUUUGAAGUUGGAACAGCAUCAGUCAAAGGUAAAAAGAAAACCCUAACCAGGGCUAUAUGAGACGGUCAUGAGGCAGAGAUCUGUGUGUCGGUUGACCAGAAGUAAAGCACAUGUAUAAUUGUGAUGAGGAGAGUUAAUAGAGGUCACUGGAAAAGCCUCAUUAAUAUUGGCAGAGGUGAGCUUUUGCUUCUGAGAGCACAGGGAUUUAAAAAAUAUUUUUUUUUUAACAUCCGACCAAAACCAGAAGUCAGAAUGGUCGAUUGAUCGUAAAGGAGAAUAAUACACGACGCUGAAGUGAGCAAACACUGAUUCAUAUUUCACAGCUGUCACUAGUGUUAUAAUAAGCCAGAUAGCACUAGCCUCAAAUAGUAAAUAUGAGGAAAAAUACUUGAAGAAAUGCGAUUACUAUCAUGUAAUUACAAUAAUCCCCAGUGGACGUCUUUUACGAGAAAUAAUCUGUAAUUAGAAGCUGCACAAAAUGAAUCAGCAUUCAGUGUCUCCUCUCAUAGUCUUUCCUAAACCUAGAAUUGGAAACCAUUUCCUCCUCGUGUUUUGGCUAUAAAAAAACAAGACCGCAUGAAAGUUGAUCUAAUUUUGGCAAGUAGAUAUAGAGCAUAAAACAAUUAAUGUCUUUUGAAAUAAACACCUUAACGACUUCCUUUUCAAAUUAAAACCUAAAUACACAGUAUGCUUGGAAUACUCAUCACUUCAGCGGUUUAUACUUGACAUGUUGUAUACUUGACAGUUUUUUUUUUUUUUUAAAUGUUAUUUUCUUUUAUGGUGGCGGCUAUAACUGGCUGAUGGUCCACAGCCUACGAGAGGCAGUUGACAGAGCGACAAAACUCUGAGAUAGAGGAGAAGAAGAAGAAGAAGAAGAAAUCCCGCCUUCUGUCUGAUGGACAGAGGCGAAGAGGACCUCUAC